Perca flavescens (yellow perch) is the source of this 3419-nucleotide messenger RNA. It is a transcript of the gene ccdc142, whose product is annotated as coiled-coil domain containing 142. The transcript is spliced from 12 exons. Lineage: Eukaryota; Metazoa; Chordata; Actinopteri; Perciformes; Percidae. Bases 639 to 3335 code for a protein of 898 amino acids. The record is from RefSeq and is a predicted model, not a curated record.
CCUGUGUUUUCAGGCUUUGCUAGCUAGCAGAUGCUAUUUUGAACCAUACCUCUUUCGUGAGGAGCUGCAGCACUGGAUUAACAAGUGCAUUUAUAACAGGAGUAAGUCAAUAACAACAUACUUGGCUUUUCGGCGGCCGUUUCAGUGAACGAAUUUGAUAAGUAUAAAUAGUAGACACGGAUAAAAAAAGCCGUUAGUCGCUACUAAACGGGCGAACGUUAAGUCUGCUGCUGCUAAGAGAACAGUUUGGUGGGAAAACUCACGUUAACUGUCUGAAUGUGAAGCUUCCAGUUCACAUAAGACAAGUGAAUUGUCAGAACAGUUCUAAAGUUGAGUCGUCAAGAUGCACCGGGGAUGGACGUUUGGACGCCAUUGCUAAUGCUGAGUAAGAAAAUGUCUUGAUAAUGUUAAAAUCAGCACUUGAAUCCACGCCUCUUCCUAUCACCUGUUUUUAUCUCAGUCCAAACGGUUCCGUCCGUUUAGGAACAUCCGACGUUUGCGACGUUACUUAAAGAAGUUUAGGAUUUACGUCUUCUGGUGUUAUGAAUGUUGUGUGACACACCAUCCCAGAUGAAAUCAGUGCCACUGGUUGAAGAGAAAUAUGUUAGCCUAUCUCCCAACUCCUGAGAGGUUCAUUAAUGGAGAGGAUGGACCACAACAACCCAGAGAUACUAGAAGAGCCUGGUGGAGAGACAGCAGAACGGGAAAAUUCUAAGUCAUUCUGUCCAGAAAAGGAGCAGACGAGAUGCAGUUCGUGCAUGGUGGCCGAGGAUCUGACCCCUAAUGGUCCCUGGUCACAGAGUUCCAUCUCCCGUUCCCUGCAGCGAGCAGAGACGUUACUCAGAAGCACCUUUAAUCCCAGUCUGAAGUGGCUGUUCCAUGGCCGCAGUCAAGAUGAGGAAGAGGAACAUUUUGUAGCCGCCGCCAACCUGGUGUCCCGGUCCUCUGCACGUCUCCUGCGUCUGCAACAAGCUCUUCUGACUGUGAGCCCCCAGUGGCAGCUGGUCGGCGGGGCACAGCCGGGAUCUCACCGGGUGUGUGUUAAAGGCCUCCCAUCAGAGGGCGGUGUUCUCCUCCUGCCCUCCUCCCCCUCCCUGCAGGGCCACUACACAGCCCUGCGGAGGCUCCUGGAGCAGCGAUGCCUGCUGCUCUUCGUACACGAGUACACCAGAAGGGCUCGCUUAACGGCAGCAUACAUAUCCAGAGUGAGCCACCUGCUGGAGGGUCGGCUGAAGAAACCCCACCUGACACCUGACCAGACCCCGUCCAGCUGGUCUUCAAUCGGGGUUGGUCUUGGCUCACUGAGUCAGGAGCUCCGGGUCCAUCUCAACCACUGGUCCUGUCUGUUGUCUAAAGUCCAGUCGGACCACUAUCUGAGGCCCGCUCUGGUCCAGCAGACCAGGCUGCUGGCAGAAAUCAAACAAACUCUGGACUUACUCGGUCUGCAGGCACUGGUUUUAAUGGAACAUUAUGUUUAUGUCCUUCUGUCUGCUAUAGCCCAGACUGAAUUAGACUCUGUACCAAGAGAAGUCUUGGAGGAUAUUUUAACGGGUACAGCCCUGUAUAACCAGGCAGUGGGGGAGCAGAGAGCGCAGCACAGCGCCACCCAGCUGAGGACUGCGGUAUUACAGCAGACACAUUGUUCCACACUGGAUUCUAGUCUUCCAAAAAGCUUCACAGCAGGGCAUCACCCCGCGGCCUUCUCAGUCAAAGAGUUGAUGAUGGUUUUAGCAGUGCAUGAAGCAAACGCGGCAGCCAAGCAGCUGCUCUGCUGGGCCUCUGAGCAGAGCUCCCACGCGUGUCAGGUCCACGCCAACCACGAGUCCUGCGCAUGCUCCGAAAACUGUGUUAGUCAGGGGGCCCGGCUCAGCUGUGGGGCCUCCGCACUGAGAUCUGAGUGGACCUGGGAGCACCUGCAGCAUACCUACCUUAUUUCCUCUCCUCUCUCCUCUAAUUAUCACCAUGCCCCCUUACAGUCAUCGUCUCGCCACACCUGCCAUAAAACUGCCCAAGUUUACGUCCCUGACCUUCAUUUGGACAGUACUAUUUUUGAAAACCAUUAUCCUGUAUUAGCCAAGCCCACAUUUGUGCAACACAGUCCAGAUGGCUCCAUCAAAGACCAAACCAGCCAGUGCCAAACAAACAUAUCCCAGACUGGUCUAGCCCAACCAAAUCUAGAAACGCAGACCAGUUUAGGAAACUGUAAACUACUGCGGACCGUUUCACCUCCUUCAACCACCUUCCACCAUCUCUUAGCCCGGCCUCUGUCAGGGGGUCGCCAGCAGGACCAUUCCUCGGUAGAGCUGCUUUUUCAGGUGCUGGUUUCUUCCAAUGACCUGCUGGCUCCGCUUGUUUCACGUACAUCUACGCCAGAGGCACCGAGUGAACAACUUUUCCCAAAUACAGGAACAGAUGUGUUGUCACCAAACGAAAAGAAUGACUUGAUUAUUUUAAAUGGUCCGAUCAUAAAUGCAGCAGGUUCAGUGGAAUGCAAUAGUCUGAGUACAGAAGGCAACAAGGACCAAAAGGUGGAAGGACCUCAGCAGGAAUGGCAUGAACUGGAAAUAACAACCAGGAAAGACGCUACUGUCAGCUCAGGUUUUGGAAGCCCAGAGAAGGAGGAGACUGGGGGAGCAGAGGGGACCACGGCGGAGCAAGAUUGUCUCCGCUGGCCUCACUCGGUACAGUGGCUGGACCUCGGUCAGUCGCUGGUUUUUGCCGAGCUGUUUGGACAGUACCGCACGCUGCUGUGGACUCUGUGCAGCAAAGCCCUGCGGCUGCAGCUGCAUGUUCCACAAGCAGGAAGCGCUGCAGGAAGCAUCAACCUCCAAGACAAACACAGGGGCUUCCAAAUCCUGCACAGGAUCAGUCAGGCUUCAAAGGACGAUCUGGUUGCCAAGGAGUGCAGAACCAUGCUGGAGGACUUCAGUCUCUAUCUGUUAGUCAUUACAGCACAUGCUCAGUGGGACUACGUGGUGUGCAGAAGUUUAGGUUCAGCUCUGAAAGAUAAGUGUCUCACAGAUGUGAAUCAGGGCAGCCACUCUGUGACCAUGGGUCACUUCCUGCUGCUGUCCCCUCCUCUCCUGUCAUCUCUGUGCUGCCAUCGCUCAAACAGCAGAGCCUCAGGUUCUACUAGCCUCUUCCCCUCCCGGCUCACUCUCCAGAGACAGACUGUUAGCUUGGCGUUAGCCACGGUGCAACUGUCUCACGGUGUGGGUCAUGUCCAAGGCUUACCAGUUCCUAUCCUCAUGGAGCCUCAACAAGUUCCUGCUUAUCACGCAGGGAGACCUCAAAGUGCUGAUGGAGUCAUUAGAGAUGAUGGAGCAUCAGACUGAGGCCCUGGGGAUGAAUUCAGAUACGAACCAACAUCCCACUCUUCAUAACCACAACCAGCUUCUGCUGAGGCAGCAACUCAACGC